Messenger RNA from Musca vetustissima, 945 nucleotides. RefSeq names its product 26S proteasome non-ATPase regulatory subunit 14 (gene Rpn11). Bases 12 to 938 code for a protein of 308 amino acids. Gene Ontology annotation, cellular component: proteasome regulatory particle, lid subcomplex. Lineage: Eukaryota; Metazoa; Arthropoda; Insecta; Diptera; Muscidae. Gene Ontology annotation, molecular function: protein binding; proteasome binding; metallopeptidase activity. The transcript has 2 exons. Gene Ontology annotation, biological process: protein deubiquitination; proteasome-mediated ubiquitin-dependent protein catabolic process. The record is from RefSeq and is a predicted model, not a curated record.
CCCACAGAAACAUGGAUCGUUUAUUACGUUUGGGAGGUGCUAUGCCGCAAGCGGCUCCACCAACUGAUGCUCCAGUUGUCGAUACUGCCGAACAGGUCUACAUUUCCUCGCUGGCCUUGUUGAAAAUGUUAAAGCAUGGUCGUGCUGGUGUCCCUAUGGAAGUUAUGGGUCUGAUGUUGGGUGAAUUUGUCGAUGAUUAUACAGUGCAGGUAAUCGAUGUAUUCGCUAUGCCACAAACGGGUACCGGUGUUUCGGUCGAAGCUGUUGAUCCUGUGUUCCAAGCGAAAAUGUUGGAUAUGUUAAAGCAGACUGGUCGCCCAGAAAUGGUUGUCGGUUGGUAUCAUUCACAUCCUGGUUUUGGUUGUUGGUUGUCGGGUGUCGAUAUCAAUACACAACAGUCAUUUGAAGCUCUGUCCGAGAGGGCUGUAGCUGUUGUCGUUGAUCCCAUUCAAUCGGUUAAGGGUAAAGUUGUCAUCGAUGCCUUCCGUCUCAUUAAUCCCAAUAUGUUGGUUUUGGGCCAGGAGCCCAGACAGACCACCUCAAAUUUGGGCCAUUUACAAAAACCCUCCGUACAAGCACUGAUACAUGGCCUCAAUCGUCAUUAUUAUUCGAUCAGCAUUAAUUAUCGUAAAAAUGAAUUGGAACAGAAAAUGUUACUCAACUUACACAAGAAAUCCUGGAAGGAUGGUUUAACUCUGGAGGAUUACAAUGAACAUAGUUCGAUUAAUGAGAGUACAGUACAAGAAAUGUUAGAAUUAGCCAAAAAUUAUAACAAGUCUCUGGAAGAUGAAGAAAAAAUGACACCCGAACAGUUGGCCAUUAAAAACGUUGGCAAACAAGAUCCCAAACGCCAUUUGGAAGAGAAAGUGGAUAAGGUUAUGCAAAAUAAUAUUGUCCAGUGUCUGGGUGCUAUGUUGGAUACCAUCGUUUUCAAAUGAAUCCUUU